Messenger RNA from Darwinula stevensoni, 1260 nucleotides. Lineage: Eukaryota; Metazoa; Arthropoda; Ostracoda; Podocopida; Darwinulidae. The record is from the annotation of a GenBank genome assembly.
AUGCGAGACGUGGAGCCGGAAGCGGAACACGGAAGACGAAGAGACGGAUCGGACGAGGGUUUCAUCGGGCACUGCCACCGGCAGAGGCCGUUUCGCCCUCGCCGGGAGGCCAGGAAGCGGCUGCUGCUGGCGAGUCUCCUCUGCGUUGCCUUUGCAGUCGGCGAGGUCGUGGGUGGGUAUCUGUCUAAUAGCUUGGCCGUCGUCGCGGACGCGGGGCAUCUUCUUGCGGACUUUGCCUCGUUCGCCGUCUCCCUCUUCGCGAUCUGGUUGGCGAAGCGGCCGCGUUCGAAGACGUUCAACUUCGGGUGGCAUCGGGCCGAAGUGAUGGGGGCUUUCGCGUCGGUCCUCGCCAUCUGGAUCGUGACGGGGGUGCUCGUCUACGCGGCGGCGAUGAGACUCGCGUACGCGGAUUACGACGUCGAUGCGAACGUCAUGCUCGUCACGUCUGGGAUCGCCAUCGCGGUGAAUUUCGUUCUGGGUGUCAUUCUCCACGAACACGGCGCCCGUCGCGUUCGCGGACGCCGUCGUCGUACCGGGGAGAUACGGGAAGAGGACCCGGAGAAGGGAAAGCCGCUCUUACCGCAUCCCAGAGACCGCGGAAAAGGAGCGUCGAAGGAACCGGAUCCCGGCGGAAAGAAGCACCGCGGUUCCCGGCACGAUUCACGCGGGUACGAGACUCCCGAUCGCACGGUACCCAGCCCGAAACCCUCUAGUCGCGGAAUCCUGUUUAGAGGCGUCGCGAAAUCCAACACGCCUCACCACGAUCACCGACCCACGAGAAACUUGAACCUCUCGGCCGCUUUCAUCCACGUCCUGGGCGACUUCCUCCAGAGCCUCGGCGUGUUCAUCGCCGCCCUCCUCAUCUACUUCCGUCCCGACCUCCGCUUCCUCGACCCGAUCUGCACCUUCCUCUUCUCCGUCCUCGUCCUCCUCACCACCCGCAAGACGACGACGACCAUCCUCUGCAUCCUGAUGGAGUGCGCCCCCCCCUCCCCCGGCCACGACGAACUGGUCUCCGCCCUCUCGUCCGUCCCCGGCGUCUCGUCCGUCCACGAUCUGCAUUCCUGGUGUCUGUCCGUGGACCGCUGCGUCCUCGUCGCACACGUCGUCGUGGCUCCAGGCACUUGCCACCGGAAGACCCUGAGAAGGGUUCUUCUCGGGCUCCGUUCCCGUUACGAUUUCUACGUUACUUGCAUCCAGGUCGAAGACUACAGGGACUCCAUGAAAGAAUGCAUCCAAUGUACGAGGAAACUGAAAUAA